Galdieria sulphuraria is the source of this 2700-nucleotide messenger RNA. Its product is annotated as nuclear cap-binding protein subunit 1. Lineage: Eukaryota; Rhodophyta; Bangiophyceae; Galdieriales; Galdieriaceae. The record is from RefSeq and is a predicted model, not a curated record. Gene Ontology annotation, molecular function: mRNA binding; RNA cap binding. Bases 20 to 2479 code for a protein of 819 amino acids. Gene Ontology annotation, biological process: mRNA export from nucleus; nuclear-transcribed mRNA catabolic process, nonsense-mediated decay. The transcript is spliced from 2 exons. Gene Ontology annotation, cellular component: nucleus; nuclear cap binding complex.
UUUAGAUUGGCGUGGGUUGAUGGAACAAAAGCGAGUAUUGCACUAUUUGGCUCGUAUAGGCGAUAAAGUCAAACAUAAAGGAGAUCUUGAGUCACAGGUUUCCAAAGCUUCAGAAACUUUACGUCCCAAAUUUUCUGGCGAUUUCAAGGAAAUAGCAGAUGCUCUGGUAGAGUGUGCAAUAUUCUUGCCACAAAAGUCAGUUGCCUAUGCAGUUCUUGGUGGAGUUCUUGCGGCAUCCGGUAGUGAAGAGUGUUACUCGUUCGUGCAGUAUCUGGCGGAGAGUAUUCGCGACAGAUUAGAAAGAGAUCUUCACAGUUGCUCAUUUCGAAGUUGUCGCGCCGUUUUUCGUUUUUGUGCGAAUUUAACGCAAGCAGCAGUUUUUAGUCCCAAAAGCUUCCUUCGCUGGUUGGAAAUUGUUAUAGAUGAAGCUCUGAAAUCCCCUGACUCUUCUCUUGGAGGCAAUCCUCAAGCUAGGAGGGAAUGGCUCUUCUGUUUAUGUACUACUACUUUACCUUGGUGUGGAAAUAUUCUUCGUGAGCGCUGUGCUAUGGAAUUAAAGUCUCUAUUGGAUAAGAUUUUUUUAUUUGGUCAAAAGGCAACCGAUGUGUCUGAUGAAGGAGAAGGAGGAACAUUAUCCUUUGAAGAUUUGUUAGUUCCGAUGGAGCAAAAUUGGUUACUGGGAAAGAUACACAAGUUGAGAAAAGUGAUGCAACGCGCAGAAGCUGAAGAAUGGCCUCGAAAAUACGUCCAUUGGCUGUAUGAUGCCUUUGACACAACUCUCGCGAGAGGUUUAGAAACAAGUCUUCCUUCGCUUUCGAUUCCUUUGCAUAGCAAAAAUCAUGUUUAUCCAUUUCCGGAAUAUGAAUUAUUAGUAGGAAUGGAUUCACAAACUGACAUUUCCCAUCACGCUCAUGAUACGAAUUCUGAUAACACGAUGCAGUAUUCUCCUACUGAUAAUGAUGCUGAUAUUUUGAGAGAUUUUUAUGCAUCAGAAUUAGUGAGUGAUACUAUUGAUAGUUUGAAGGAUAAUCAUUCCUUGGCAGCAGCUGUUCUCCUUUCCUUUUCUUUUUCGGAAGUAGAACCAUUUGUUGACGAAAUGCAAACACACUUGCAUAUUAUUCGCGCAAUACUAUCCAAAAUGGUUCAUUUGCCGACAACUGACGAGUCGAUUCUUUACUAUCAUGUUCUUCUCAUAGACUUGUGUUAUAUGGAGGGCUCGCAAGCUCCACUGAAACUUUUGAUGGCCGUAGAAGAAAUUUUUGACAUGGCAGAUAAAUAUGAUGCAGAAGUAUUCGACAGAUUAACUGAUUGGUUUGCCCGUCAUUUAAGUAACUUUGGAUAUAAGUGGAAUUGGGACGAUUGGGUUUUCGUUACCGACAAGGAAACAUACGAUACCGAGAAACAAUUGUAUCAGUUAGUAUUCUGCAAGGACGUAUUGUAUAAAUGUCUUCGACUUUCCUAUUUCGAACACAUUAGCAGCGCCAUUCCUGCUUCUUUGCGUGAACUUCUGAUAGAACCAGGCAAAGCAAUAUUGAAUGAAACAGAAGAAGAAACAGCAGUAGCAAAGGAACUCGCAAAACAUAUGAUUGGUAAGGAGCGCAAGAACGCCUCUGAAAUCGAGGAAUUCCUUUCUCUUCGUUUUCCGUUUGAAUCUUCGUUGUCCUCCGCAUUUUGUACUCUCUGUCGUGCUUUGCUUAUAGCUGGAUCAAAGACUUUUAGUCACUUCGAUGUAGUGACGGAACGGUAUCUUGGACUCUUGAGAAAAUUGUUUGCAAUGGAUAGAGCGAAUAUGAAGAGAUUAAUUAUGUCAGAAAUGAAAAAUUAUUGGAAUAGUUCACCCCAACAUUUGGAAUAUGUUUUGGAAAAGUUGUGGUUAUAUCGAAUAAUAGACUGCUCGACUGUUUUCGAUGCUGCGAUUCCAUACCUGAGUGUGGAAGCUGAUAACGAAAAGGUUUUAAGUGAAUUGAGUGUAGCAUGGAGAUGGAAGUUUGUUCGCAAACUAUUCGAUAGGGUUAAAGAACACGUACAAUUGGCAAAGGACGAACUGAGCAUGGCUGCACAAGCUGCCAGUCAGGCAACUGAAGGUGAAAUAGACGCUGCCAAUUUGAGACUAAAGAAUGCACAAACUGCUAAUGACAAUGCUAUCAAGGAACAGAAGGAACUUUUCUUGCAUGCUUUGCGACGGUCCUAUGCUAUUAUAGAAGCUUUGGAAAAGAACUCGGAUAACUCACUGGAUGAAACGGAAGGUGUUUCAUCAUCUCAUCGGUUUCGAAAUUUGAUAUCCAUUUGUAAAUGGAGAGUGCUUGGCUCAAUGAAGGAGACUAUUCGGAAACACUUGGAUUUACUUGAAACCACGUCAUGGGAAUCUUUAAAGGCUACUCUGAACUUCCAGAUGCCGAUACAAGUAGUGGAUGUAAUCUUCCAAGAGUCAAAACAAUUACUGAAAUAUUGUCGCGGAAUAACGUACAAUUUUGCCUAGUUAAUUGAUGCAAAUUCUGUUCGUUUUGUAUUGUAUCGUUGGUUCUUAAUCUAUCACGUAUUGGCAAUUGCAUUGUUUAUGAAACAUUGAUGAAGUAUUAGAUAUUUUUACUUGAGACUAUUCACCGAUUGUUUUACUGAAGAAUAAAAAACGACGAGUUGUGACUUUCUAGAGAACAAGAACGAUAGUGUUUACCGUUUUGCUAUAUUACAGUAACUUUA